AUGCCACUGUGUACAGUGCUUCGACAAAAAACACAAGUGCCCACUGAUAAUUCCAAAAAGUUGAAUAUUCGCGAUUCAAAUACGAUUUUAAAUACGCAUUCAUCAUUCGUAUAUGGUAGUACUGAUGCUGACUAUAGGAUUAAGCAGAGACUCGAAGCGUCAAGGCAGGGAAUAUUGCAGUUAGAGACACUUCGAUGCAAACACCAAAAACUCAUGGAGGAAAUCCGUAUUCACCUGCCUUCAACUGGACAAAGAGGUUACAGUGAGGACAAAUCAAGAGAAAAGGAAAUGAAUCGAGAAAUUUUUUUGGAGACAAAAUUGGAUGAACUAAGAUGCGAGAGCCCGAUGAGUUCUUGUGUCAGUCAUCGUUCAUCAGUAAGUAUGGACUCUGGAUGUGUAUCGAUGUCAUCCGAUCGAAGCAGUCAUUCUCCAAUGUCUUAUGGCGCAUACCGUAAAAUUUCACUUGGAGAGAUGUGCAAAAGACCAGAAUACAGCAUUACACUACAAGAUGAAAAUCAACGCAUCGUGGCAACAGCAAUUGAAAGUACAACUGCACUUCGUUGUCUCAGACAGAAACCCAGUGUGAUGAAUUAUGAACACACAGCUUCCGCGUGCACAAAUAGUUCUGAUGACGAUCCCGCUUUACUUGACUCAACUUCAUUUGCGCAACUUACUCCACCGCCACUUCAUCGUAAGCCUGUUACAGUUGCCAGAGCCGAAACACUUAAGAUUAAUCGACCAUGUUAUUUUGCACGUCAUGUGAAUUCUUCUCGUUCCGCUGCUAGAGACCAAGCAGUUAGCAUAUCUCACUUUGUUAAUAGAUCUCCACUUUCUCAGUCAAGAAUUUUGAAUGAAAUUCCGCCAAUUCAAAACGGUUCGCCAAAUCUUCGUGUCAGAAAUUCGCAAAAAACACAGCAAACUACUACCAGUCAGAUAAAACAAGAACCACAGACAUAUUAUGCAAGUCGUGUUUUUGUCGAUCGAUCACCUCGCAAUAGUCGGCCAAGACCAAAAUCAAUGUUUUUGAGCGAUUUCAACGAGGCGCAGGAAGAUGGUCAUCACAUUGCUUUACCAGCUAUCGUCCUAAGCAGGUGA
Dracunculus medinensis (Guinea worm) is the source of this 1095-nucleotide messenger RNA. NCBI's taxonomy places the organism in Eukaryota, Metazoa, Nematoda, Chromadorea, Rhabditida, Dracunculidae. The record is from the annotation of a GenBank genome assembly.